Molecule: messenger RNA, 3362 nt
Organism: Sceloporus undulatus (fence lizard)
Lineage: Eukaryota; Metazoa; Chordata; Lepidosauria; Squamata; Phrynosomatidae
Gene: SNTG1
Product: syntrophin gamma 1
Exons: 18
Coding region: 109-1731 (540 amino acids)
Cellular component (GO): dystrophin-associated glycoprotein complex; intracellular anatomical structure
Molecular function (GO): protein binding; structural molecule activity
Source: RefSeq, a predicted model, not a curated record
GAUCAAGAAGAAUCAUGAUUGAGAGAAUCUGUGGAUGGCUACCAGUUUUCCUCUUGGCACUGCAUUACCAAGUCUUCAAGUGACACACAUCUCUUGGUGCCAUAGCACAUGGAUUUCAGGACUGCAUGUGAAGAGACAAAGACAGGGAUUUGUUUGCUGCAGGAUGGUAACCAGGAGCCUUUCAAAGUGCGGUUGCACUUAGCCAAAGAUAUUUUGACAAUUCAAGAACAAGACGUAAUCUGUGUGUCUGGUGAACCUUUUUAUUCUGGUGAAAGGACUGUAACUAUUAGAAGACAGACAGUAGGAGGAUUUGGAUUAAGUAUAAAGGGAGGAGCAGAGCAUAAUAUUCCAGUGGUCAUUUCCAAAAUUUCCAAAGAGCAACGAGCGGAACUCUCAGGCUUGCUGUUCAUAGGAGAUGCAAUUCUACAGAUUAAUGGAAUUAAUGUAAGGAAAUGCAGGCAUGAAGAAGUGGUCCAGGUUCUUCGGAAUGCUGGAGAAGAGGUGACCUUAACUGUGUCCUUUCUCAAAAGGGCGCCUGCAUUUCUUAAACUGCCCCUCAAUGAGGACUGUGCGUGCAUUCCUAGUGAUCAAAGUAGUGGCACAUCAUCACCCCUGUGUGACAGUGGUUUACAUCUUAACUACCAUCCCAAUAAUACGGACACACUUUCAUGUUCUUCAUGGCCUACAUCUCCAGGGCUUAGGUGGGAGAAAAGAUGGUGUGACCUCCGAUUAAUCCCACUUCUUCACUCCCGGUUCUCCCAAUAUCUCCCAGGAUCAGAUAUGUGCAGGUGUGAAACUAAAAAUUUAGAGCUACAUACUGUAUAUGACAACACUGAACAUCAGUUAAUACUGAUUCAUUACAAUUACAAACUCCACUGGUGCAUUGGUCCUUUGUCCCCUGAGGGAAAUGAUAUUCUUUUGAAAAAAGAUAUUAAAAAAAUCAAUAGAAAUUUUCCCGUAAACCAGCAGAUAGUCUACAUGGGCUGGACAGAAGAACGGGAACAAGAUUCUCUUCAGGACCGAAUGUAUACACCAAAGUUCCUAGCACUGAGAGGUUCUUCACUUUAUAAAUUUAUAGCACCUCCAGUUACCACGUGGGACUGGACACGAGCUGAAAGAACAUUUUCUGUGUAUGAGAUCAUGUACAAGAUACUCAAGGAUAGUGACCUAUUGGAUCGGCGAAAACAUUGCUUUGGUGUCCAGUCCGAAACAGGAGAGGAUCUCUACUUUUCUGUGGAAUUAGAAAGUGACCUCUUACUAUGGGAAAAGGCCUUCCAUUCAGCAACAUUUUUAGAAGUGGAACGAAUACAGUGCAAGACAUAUGCCUGUGUUCUGGAGAGUCAUCUGAUGGGGCUUACCAUAGAUUUUGGCAUGGGCUUUGUAUGCUUUGAUGCUGCAACAAAGGCUGUACUAUGGCGGUACAAAUUUUCCCAGCUUAAAGGGUCUUCAGAUGAUGGCAAGAGCAAGAUCAAAUUUUUAUUCCAAAAUCCAGAUACGAAGCAGAUAGAAGCAAAGGAGUUGGAAUUUUCCAAUCUAUUUGCAGUCCUACAUUGUAUCCACUCAUUCUUUGCUGCCAAGGUGGCAUGUUUGGACCCACAGUAUGUUAGCAGUCAAGCGACAGCUUCUGUUGGUACUUCUGCUGCCUCUGCUACUACUACUUCUGCUGCUGCUGCUGGAACUGCUGCCAUUGCGACAUCUUCUGGCAGUAGCAAAUUAAAGUAUACGACUUGAUAUCUCCCAUUUUUGCACUUACCACUUUUCGGGGAGUACAGAUAACUAGGCAUAAAUACUUAUCAGACUAGUUCCUCAGAGAACAGCAAGCACGAGAACUGACUCAAGAAACAAGUGGCACUUCUCAGCAGAAUGUGGUCACAGGGGAUCCUGAAUUAAAUCUGUUUCACAAGGCAUCAGUACACAGUCCAAACAGAAAUAGAUGAUUAUGUUUUUACACAAGCAAAUGAGAGUGGAAACAAAAGAAACAAAAAUGAAUAACUGACCAAGCAUUGCACUUAAGUAUUUAACACACUUUUCAACUCUCCAUAAUGAUAAGAGAACUGAAAUGAACUGUCAUUUUCUUGUCUCUGUUUUCUAAUGACAACUUAUUGUGCUCUGGAUUUAAAAUAACAUCCUCUUGUUAAUCAACAACAGAAGGGCGACCAAGAGGCUUACACCAUGGAGCAACAAGGAAGUGACAUUGGAAAGAAGCUACUGUAUCUGUUUUGAAAGAAAGCACCUUAAGUACUGUUGCAAAUCCAUAUUUGUGCCAUUUUGAAAUAGAGUCAUGCUCAUUCUUAAAUUUGCUUUCAUCACAUUAUUGUAGUGAUCAAAGUAUAGCCAUAUUAGGCCAAUGUUUUUGUAGGGGAGUGCAGGAAGAAAUAUACACAUAAGUAAGCCAUCUGCUAUUUGAGCCUAUAAUACUUAAGCCGUUCAGGCUUUGUUCUCACAAAGUCCACAUAAAGUGGAAAUCCUGUGCCACUUCACAGUGCUGGUGGAUGUCCCUUGUUCUUCCACCAAUAUAAAAACAAACCUUUUACAGAUACAAUAUUAAAAAUCUAGAAUGAAUGGUUAUAGUUAGCAUUCCCCCUAAAAUGCUUGAAUUUCUCUGUCUGAAUGUUUUAUUUUGUUUUUAUAGGAAAGUGUUCUGUCAUAGUUUACCUUCAUGUGCAGUCUGAGGGGAUAAAGCCACAUAAGCUUACUCUGUGACCUCCUUCUGGCAAACAACUAGGCCUUUAAUCUAGAGUAGUUCCAUUGAUCUCAUAGACUACACAGAGGUCAUAGCAUGAGAAUCAUGGGAUUAAAUCCUAAGCAAAAAUCUUUCUAGAUACCAGUUGUGUGCUGUUAUUGAAAACCUGUCAAAAUAUGGAAGAAUUUUAAUUAUGAAUGAAUUAGAAAACAAUAUUGCACCAGUUUGGUGAGGGGUAAGAUUUGGCACUGUCACUCCUCUCAUGGAACUAUACCAACAGUGGAACUGAGGAGUGGAUCAUCCUUCUUCUUCCCUGAAGCCCCAUGCAGGCCUUCAAAACUUAAUUUAGAGAUCUGAGAAACCCUCCAGAACAAGUUCAGUGGGAUGCAGGGAGUGGAAAAGAAAUUCCAAUCAUGUGAGUGGACAUCCACUAGUGUGAUAUUGAAUUUCUUUAUUUGGUUUUCUUUUUUUAUUAAAAUGUCAUUUACACUACCAAUCUUUUGCCUCUCAAAUUCCAACUGUGCUAUUUUGUGAAUGGCACAAUAAAGGUUCUAUAAGCGUCCAUGCUUAAAUCUGGUUUUCAUUUUACCAAAAGGAGACCCAGAAAAAACUCUCAUUUACAUGUGUGCAUUUCAUUUGUAUUUUAUCUCGACUCAGCCAUGGAAACCCCCUGGAUGAC